AUGGCAGGACGCAUGAUGCAACCACAAAUCAUCCUUCUCAAGGAAGGCACCGACGCAUCGCAAGGCAAGGGCCAACUGUUAUCCAAUAUCAAUGCUUGCUGUGCAGUCGUCGACACCGUCAAGACCACUCUUGGUCCCCGUGGUAUGGAUAAACUCAUGGUCAAUGAACGAGGCGAAGUUACCAUUUCCAAUGACGGUGCUACUAUUAUGAAAUUGCUUGAUAUCGUUCAUCCUGCUGCCAAGACACUUGUUGACAUUGCUCGUUCUCAAGAUGCUGAGGUUGGCGAUGGUACCACGAGUGUUGUAUUGUUGGCUGGUGAAUUGUUGAAGGAAGUCAAGGGAUAUAUUGAAGAUGGUGUCAGCCCCCAUGUCAUUAUCAAAGGAUACCGUAAUGCUGCUCGUUUGGCUAUCAACAAGGUCAAGGAACUUGCCAUACAAAUCAACAAGGACAAUCAAGAGGAAUUCCGUGAUCUGUUGUCCAAGUGUGCUGCAACCGCCAUGUCAUCCAAGUUGAUUUACUCGCAAAAGGACUUUUUCACCAAGAUGGUGGUCGACGCUGUAUUGGCAUUGGAUCAGGAUACCCUUAAUGAAAAGAUGAUUGGCAUUAAGCGCAUUCCCGGUGGUGCUAUGCAAGAUUCGAUGUUGGUGAAUGGUGUUGCCUUCAAAAAGACUUUCUCCUAUGCUGGUUUCGAGCAACAACCUAAAUCCUUCAAGAACCCCAAGAUUUUGUGUCUCAAUGUCGAAUUGGAACUCAAGGCAGAGAAGGACAAUGCUGAAGUGCGUGUUGAGGAGGUUUCUGAAUACCAAGCCAUUGUGGAUGCCGAGUGGCAAAUCAUCUUCCAAAAGCUCGAAGCAAUUGUUGCCAGUGGUGCCAAGGUUGUCCUUUCCAAGCUUCCCAUUGGUGAUCUUGCAACUCAAUACUUUGCUGAUCGUGACAUCUUUUGUGCUGGCCGCGUUGCUAAGGAUGAUAUGGAUCGUGUUAUCCAAGCUGUUGGUGGCUCUUUGCAAUCUACAUGCUCCGACUUGCGUGCUGAGCACCUUGGUCAAUGUGACUCCUUUGAAGAAAAGCAAAUUGGCGGUGAACGAUUCAACCUCUUUGAAGGCUGCCCCAAGGCAAAGACUUGCACAUUGGUGUUGCGUGGUGGUGCUGAGCAGUUCAUUGCUGAAGUAGAGCGAUCGUUGCAUGAUGCUAUCAUGAUUGUUCGACGUGCUAUCAAAAACAACCUCGUUGUUGCAGGUGGUGGUGCUACGGAGAUGGAGUUGUCAAAGUAUUUGCGUGUGCACUCGCGUACCAUUGAAGGCAAGCAACAGCUCAUUAUUGGUGCAUUUGCCAAGGCACUUGAAGUGAUUCCCCGACAGCUUUGUGACAAUGCUGGCUUUGAUGCCACUGAUAUCCUCAAUCAGCUCCGUAUGAAGCAUGCUCAAGGUGAAACGUGGUACGGUGUGGAUAUCAACAACGAAACAAUUGCAGACAACUUUGAAGCCUUUGUUUGGGAACCAGCAUUGGUGAAGACCAACGCCAUUGCAGCAGCAACAGAAGCAGCAUGCUUGAUUUUGUCGGUGGAUGAAACUGUCAAGAACCAACAAAGCGAGAAGCCCACUGCUGGUAUGCCUCGUGGUGGUGGUCGUGGUCGGGGCAUGCCCAGACGUUAG
Molecule: messenger RNA, 1653 nt
Organism: Lichtheimia ornata
Lineage: Eukaryota; Fungi; Mucoromycota; Mucoromycetes; Mucorales; Lichtheimiaceae
Product: T-complex protein 1 subunit eta
Exons: 7
Coding region: 1-1653 (550 amino acids)
Biological process (GO): protein folding
Cellular component (GO): chaperonin-containing T-complex
Molecular function (GO): ATP binding; ATP-dependent protein folding chaperone; ATP hydrolysis activity
Source: RefSeq, a predicted model, not a curated record